Molecule: messenger RNA, 2460 nt
Organism: Lachancea mirantina
Lineage: Eukaryota; Fungi; Ascomycota; Saccharomycetes; Saccharomycetales; Saccharomycetaceae
Source: the annotation of a GenBank genome assembly
AUGAAAACCGUCAUUUGUGGUCUCAAAAUAAGAGAUACUGAGAAAAUUAGUUGGUCGAAAUCCUUGGCGUCAUAUUUAAAAAAAACGUACGGUUCUCCAACUUGGCAUGAAUUUUACGAUCAACAAUUGGCCGAAAAGCUGGACCAUAUCAGAAACAAUGCGAAUGGGGAGCUUGCAGCGGAAUCUCUGCUGGAACAGAGUUUAAUUUACUAUGCAUAUUUGGAGCAUCUCUACCUUCGGACAGGAAACAGCUCAUCACUUCUGAGAUUGGAUUUUAAUUGGUACGACGCAGAAUAUGACUCGAACAAAGGCAAGGAGAAGUUUGCACAACAUACGUUAGCGUUCGAAAGAUCCAGCAUGCUUUACAAUAUAGGAGCGAUUUUGAGCGAAAUUGCACAAGAGAAGAUGGCACAAGAUGGAAAAAUGGCCAUUGCGUAUCUGUCCAAAGCGUACGGAUGUUUUGAGUUUUUAAGCGAGAACUUCUUGAAUUCUCCUUCUGCAGAUCUACAGGCUGAUAAUACGCGAUUUUUGGCAGAUUUGUGUCAUGCGGAAGCUCAGGAAUUGUUCUUGUUGGCGUUAAUUAAUGGUACAGAUGCUUUUAAGAAGGCUUCUUUGAUCAGUAAGCUUGCUUUAUUGGCCAGCACGCUUUAUGAGAAAUUGAAUAAAUUUUAUCUGGACACCACCACUGUGAUAGGAGUUAGGUUUGGUGAUUUGAAAUGGAAAAGCAUUAUCGCUUGUAAAGCACAUUUUUACAGAAGCGUCUGUGCUUACAAUUAUGGCCUUUUCCUAGAGCAACAAAACAAGGUCGGUGAAGCCAUUUCUUUCAUGAAAAUUGCCAGUGAAUCCAUCGUAUCCGCGCUGCCCAACAAGCUUUACGUCAAGGACGAAAUGAGCCUUGACGCGUUCAAAACGCUAAUCGAUGGUAAAACAAAGUCGCUCAUCAAGGAUAAUGACUACAUUUACCACGAUAGCAUUCCAAUAGAUUCAUCAGUCCAAGCCAUCAAACCCAUGGAUGCUGUAAAGCCUAUUGAAAUUUCCAAACAGCUUGCCAAAUAUCUAGAAUCGUGCUCCGAAUCAAGUGCCGUACUCUUCAAAGGCAUUGUACCCAUGGAAAUUUACGAGAAAGAGAGCAUUUAUUCCGAGGACAAGGCUCAAGCUUUGAGAUUGGAAUUAGAAAAAGUUAGCACGGCAGAUUGGGAAUUGACCUCUUUUAUUGAUUUCACCAACCUUCAAAAAAUGAUACAAGAAUUAAAAUCAAGAAUCCAGAACUGUAAUGCGGGAGGACAACAAGAAGAUGUACAAUACGCAAUGGGUAAGAAAAAUCUUGAAUUUUGGUCUGAAAGCGUUAACAAAAGUCACUUCAGAGAUAUUGAUCUACAGAUGAAAGCUAUCGUGAAGAAAAGGCAAACCAUUAUGAAUAAACUUGGUUCCUUACCUCCCGGGUAUAGGGACAAUGCUGUUAAGCUCAAAUCAUCACUUAUAUCGGCCUCGAAAUCUGACGAUAAGCUUUUCUCGUCUUUAAAGCCGUAUGCGGUCGAUAUCAAGCUUUUGGAAGAUCGCACUUCCUUGCUGCAACAGUGGGAUGCCUACAAAAAUACAAAUGACAAUCAUGUGAGUUUAUUGGAUAUUGAUGACGGUAGAAACGAGCAGGCCUUCAAUAAGUUGAAGCACGUGGAGCUCCAGUAUAACAACCUCAAAUUGCUCAAGGAAGAGCGCACCAGAAAUGCGGAAGAUCUGAAAAGAGCACUCAAUAAUGAUGACAUUACCGACAGUCUUUUGAAAAAUCGAAACAAGACGGACUCAGAGUUGAGGGCUUUGUUCCAAGAGGAGUUAUCCAAAUUUGAUCCCUUGAGAACUAGGAUAGAAGCAGCUAUCUUCAAACAAUCGGAUAUCAUAAAUGACAUCAAAAUCUCAUUGAGUGAAAUUUUUAAUUUAACUGGAAUUCAAGAAGAAGGAUCAAAUACAGAUCCGAAAAAAAGCGAGCGCGAAGAGUUCUUGACCAGAAUGGAUCGUGCAUUUGCGAGCUUUUCAACGUUUUCCCUUGAUUUGCCUAAAGGUUUGGAAUUUUAUGACUCUCUUCUGAAAAUCACUAAUGAGCUCGCGGAGAGCAGCGAAGAGACCAAGCCACCAACGAACAUCGAAAAUCCUUCGUCUCCCGCCUUACCAAGAAAUCCAGGUAAUAGCGGCGUGGAAGAGAGGCUCGGAAGGCUUCAUCUAACGAAUAAUUACGAGUCCAGAAGCCCCCCCAUCCCAUCUCGUGAUCAGUACGGAUUUUCACCUGAUUACUCUAUGGCUAUCCCUGGGGGUCCACCUCUUCCGCCGAGACAACCGGCAAGUGGUAUAACAACCCUUUUAAGUCAAAAUCAAAACGAGGAGCGUGAAUUAGAAGAAAACCCAACAUCCUUUUACAGUAGACCUUCUGUUUUUGACGAAAACUUGUACUCCAAGUUCAGUCAAUGA